Molecule: messenger RNA, 4877 nt
Organism: Cydia splendana
Lineage: Eukaryota; Metazoa; Arthropoda; Insecta; Lepidoptera; Tortricidae
Gene: dsd
Product: attractin
Exons: 27
Coding region: 17-4354 (1445 amino acids)
Cellular component (GO): Golgi apparatus
Molecular function (GO): protein binding
Source: RefSeq, a predicted model, not a curated record
UAAACAUAUAUUGCGCAUGACAACCCCAUACUUAGUACCGUACGAAAACUACACGACAGGACCCGCUUGCUUUACGUCCGCGCUAACAAAACUCGUUGAAAAUGCUUACAUCAAAAUGGUAGAGUCGCUACAAAUGUUCUUAUUCCUGUUUAAAUCUAAAUACAGACGAAAAUUCUCAUGGUUCUCGCCGUUCCUGUGUUCAGUACUCAUAGUGUUAUUGUUUUGCAAUGAUGCUCUCGCUAAGUGUAGUAACCAUAACUGCAUAAAUGGAGACUGUAAAAACGAAACCUGUGUGUGUAAAGAGGGCUGGCAAGGUCCAGAAUGCCAGUACUGCGGAGGGAAAAUCAAUCUCACAGACACCUCCGGGGUUAUAACCGAUGGCCCGGGCAACUACAGCGUGAGCACGCAAUGCACGUGGCUAGUGGCGCCCCCCCGCCUGGGUCCGUCCCCGCCGGUGGUCCGCAUCCGACUGGAGUCCUUCUCCACCGAGUGCGGGUGGGACCAUCUCUACGUGUAUGACGGGGACAGCGUGCGGGCUGUGAGGCUGCUCGCCAUCUUUAGUGGUGUGAUGGAGCCAGGUGAAUCCGGUUGGACGCGGCAAGUGAUCGCGCGCUCCGGCAGCGCCUUACUUCACUUCUUCUCUGAUGAUGCCUUCGCUAUGGAGGGCUUCAACGUCACCUACGCGGCAUACUCCUGCCCGUCGGAUGACCAUAGGACCAAUUGUAGCAACCAUGGCGAAUGCGACGAAGGCACAUGUCGGUGCAAUCCGGGGUGGAUCGGAGUAGCGUGCGAUCAACCAAUUUGUCCAGAUAACUGCAACGAAGCGUACGGCGGCGGCACUUGCACCCCCAAAGGAUGCGUUUGCACCCCCCAACGUUCCGGGGCGGACUGCAGUCGAGACGUAUCCACUGCUGGCUGGAGGUGGCUAUGGAAAGAACCAGGAGAGGGGGUGGACGAAGAGGCCGCGCCGGCGGUGGCGGGGCAUGUGUUGGUGCAGAGGGGGGGAGAAAUAUUGAGGGUGGGGGGUGAGAGUUUUGGACAGGCUGACUUCCUUUAUAGAUAUAAAGUAGCAGAGAACAAAUGGGAGCCUAUAGUAACGCUGGGCGAGACGCCCGCGCCGCGUUUCGCGCAUUCUGCCGUGUUGUUCGACGACGAACUUAUUGUAUACGGCGGCGUUGUCGCCUCCGACGACACGGAGAGGGGCGGUGAACUGGCUGGUCGAGAAGGGCGAGCUGGUGAAGUAACCAAUGAAGUGUGGCGGCUAAACUUGGCUGCACCCAUGCUUCAAUGGCUGAACGCCACCCCCACCAUAUGUGGGAAUAGGCCUGCACCUAUGAAGCAUUGUGGCGGCCUAGCCGUGUCGGGUCACACGGCAGUGGUAGUCCGCUACAAUGACAAGCCGGUGAUGCUCGUGUUCUUCGGACACUCACCGCACUACGGCUAUCUUCACUUGGUACAGGAGUACCACAUAGAAGAGGGAGUGUGGGUGUCGGCCCCAACAGUGGGCUGGGCGGCUCGCGGGGGCUUCGGGCACUCGGCGGUGUUGGACCCGCUGUCCGACCGCGUGUACGUGCACGGCGGCCUCGUGUCGCAGAGCGAGGCGGCGCAGGUAUUGUUGCAGUACCACAUAGAGGAGGGUGUGUGGGUGUCGGCCCCAACAGUGGGCUGGGCGGCUCGCGGGGGCUUCGGGCACUCGGCGGUGUUGGACCCGCUGUCCGACCGCGUGUACGUGCACGGCGGCCUCGUGUCGCAGAGCGAGGCGGCGCAGGUAUUGUUGCAGUACCACAUAGAGGAGGGUGUGUGGGUGUUGGCCCCAACAGUGGGCUGGGCGGCUCGCGGGGGCUUCGGGCACUCGGCGGUGUUGGACCCGCUGUCCGACCGCGUGUUCGUGCACGGCGGUCUCGUGUCGCAGAGCGAGGCGGCGCAGGUAUUGUUGCAGUACCACAUAGAGGAGGGUGUGUGGGUGUCGGCCCCAACAGUGGGCUGGGCGGCUCGCGGGGGCUUCGGGCACUCGGCGGUGCUAGACCCACUGUCCGACCGCGUGUUCGUGCACGGCGGUCUCGUGUCCCAGAGCGAGGCGGCGCAGGCGCCGUCAGCAGCUCUGUAUGAAUAUGAGUACAAGAGACGAAUAUGGCGCCCGCUGCCCUCCGCGCCCACUCCUAGAUAUCUACAUUCCGCCAUUAUAUUAUCUCCAGGUAUUAUGCUAGUCUUCGGCGGUAACGCUCACAACGACAGUGCAGCGGCCGCAGUUAGUAACCCCGCUGGCUCCCAGUGUUACUCGGCCGGCGCCCUUUUGUAUGAUAUAAGGUGCUCGUCGUGGCGCACGGUGCCGACGCCGCCGGGCGCGGCGCGGGCGGCGCACGCGGCGGCGCUGCUGCCCGGCGCGCUCCGCCCCACGGCCAUGUUCUACGGCGGAUUCGACGGCCGCCUCCGUUCAGACGCGCUUGUCUUCGAAGCGGGCUCUCCUUGUUCGUCACACACGAACGAGCUAGCGUGCGUGGCGAACGCGCAGCACGCGUGCCGCGCGUGCGCGUGGAACUCGCACGAACGCAUAUGCGUGCCGUUGGAGACGGCUGGCUGGAACCAGUCCUUCGACGGGACGAUGAAGGCCUGCGUCAGCGAACCUGUGAGAGAUAUUUACCGCUGCCGCUCAGCCAAUAGUUGUGCGGCGUGUACGGCCGCUAAAUGCGCGUGGUGCGGCUCCUGUCAGCCAGAACCACAGCUCUGCAGCCGACUCUGGCCUAAGAUGGCGCUGAUGGUGGACGAGUGUGCAAGCACAGGGGAAUUGGCCAGGGAUGCUUGCGCGCGGUACCACUCGUGCGCCGCGUGCCACGCUCACCAGCAACACCACCACCACUUAUCUGUACAUUCGAGCUCAGAAGAACGAUCAUGCUAUUGGGACUACGAGUCUAUCAAAUGCAAGCCGGCUAACUCAUCUGACGACAUCAGGAGCGUGGCAUCAGCCGGUCCGUGCACGGCUCCGUGCGCAACAUUCCACACGUGCUCAAACUGCACGUCGGAAGAGUGCAUAUGGUGCGCUUCGACAGGACGAUGUGUUGAUAAGAACGCGUACGGCGCGUCGUUCCCCCUGGGCGGGUGCCGGCUGUGGUCGACGUCGAGCGUGUCGGGCGGCUGCGGGCCUCGCGCGGCGCGCGCGGGCUGCGCGCGGCACGUGUCGUGCGCGGCGUGCCGGGCCGAGCCGGCGUGCGGCUGGUGCGGCGACGCCGCCCGCCCGCCCAGCGGCCGCGGCCUGUGCCUGCCCGGCGGCGCCCGCCGCCCGCACGAGCCGCACGUCUGCGAGACCUCGAGAUGGUUCUUCACCGACUGCCCCCGCUGCCAAUGCAACGGGCACUCGACCUGCGACGAGAUAGAGGGAGACAGAUGCAUACAGCCCUGCGGCGCCAGAGCAGUAGGGCUGCACUGCGACACCUGCGCGCCGGGGCAUUACGGCGACCCGCUCAACGGGGGCACUUGCAAACCUUGUGAAUGCAACGCGCAAGCCGUCGCAUGCGCGCCAGAUACGGGCCGCUGUUUCUGCAGCACCAAAGGCCUGGCAGGCGAGCGGUGCGACAAAUGUGACAACAGCAACCACUAUCACGCUGACCUGUACAACAAGGGAGCUUGCUAUUACGACCUAGCCGUAGACUACCAAUUCACAUUCAACCUCUCAAAAAAAGAAGACCGUCACCUCUCCGCCAUAAACUUCCGGAACGCGCCAGUGAAAGCCGAUGUGGACGCGGACUUUAGCAUAACGUGCUCGGCGCACGCGCGUAUGAACCUCACGGUUAGGACGCGCUCCGAGCCGGGCGAGCGGACGCUGUUCGCGCACGUCAACUGCACCAACUUUAGAUACAAAUUCGCCAAAUCCGACCACGCCUUCGGCGUCGAAGACAACGUCACAUUAACCACGUUCUUCGUCUACGUGUACGACUUCCGCCCGCCGCUGUGGAUACAGAUCUCAUUCUCGCAGUACCCGAAGCUGAAUCUGCAACAGUUCUUCAUCACGUUCUCGUCGUGUUUCCUACUGUUGUUGUUGGUCGCUGCGGCGCUGUGGAAGAUUAAACAAAAAUACGACUUGUACAGGAGAAGGCAGCGGCUCUUCGUGGAAAUGGAGCAGAUGGCGUCGCGGCCGUUCAGUCAAGUCUGUGUUGAGUUGGAGAAAGGAGGAGCAGGUUGUGGCGUCCCAGCACCGGUGGCGCUGGAGCCGUGCCUGGGGUCGCGCGCGGCCGUGCUGUCGCUGCUGGUGCGGCUGCCCACGGGCGGCACGGGCCGCGCGCCGCCGCUGGGUGGGCUGGCCGUCGCCUCCGCGCUCGUCACGCUCGGCCACCACCAGGACCACAAGGCGCGCCGCUGACCAUCAACCGACACCAAUGUAUAUAAUAAAUAUGUAAAUGGUGUAUAAAGUGCUCAAACAAUACUCAAUACGUCGCAUGUGAUGACUAAAGUGUUUCAAACGUGUCCACGUGACAUAAUUCAAAUGUCGACCGUGUCCACUUUAAAGUGUUGUAAACGUCAACCGUGUCGAGUGUAAAGUUCUUCAAACGUCGAAUGUGUCGACUUAAAAGUGUUCCAUAAACUAAGUGAAAUGACAUUGAGAAAGUGAUAUGUAGACAACAGUUUUAGUUUAGCGUGCUUUUGGUAAGUUUUACAUCGCAAACUUAUAUAUCGUAGCAUUUGCACACUAUUGACGCAGCCUAUGGAUGCUUGAUCCAGUGUAACAAGCGCGUUGCCAACCUUUUAAGUGCUUUGACAAGUUCAGGGACAAAUGAGAAUUAUAUUCAAUACUGUGCAAAUGCUCAAUGAUUUAAAGUCAUGUGUAUAGGUAAUAUUGUUAUGUCAUGAGUUUAUUUAUUUGAUACCUGGUUUUUAUUAUCCUC